Molecule: messenger RNA, 1523 nt
Organism: Solanum verrucosum
Lineage: Eukaryota; Viridiplantae; Streptophyta; Magnoliopsida; Solanales; Solanaceae
Product: pentatricopeptide repeat-containing protein At1g77170, mitochondrial
Exons: 1
Coding region: 34-1401 (455 amino acids)
Biological process (GO): RNA modification
Molecular function (GO): RNA binding; protein binding
Source: RefSeq, a predicted model, not a curated record
GCUGGUAAGAAAUCAACACCAAAUAUAUUAUUGAUGAGUCCAUUUCAUUGUCUGUUGCUCCGAUUUGGUAGAAACAGAGUGAACUCAUUUCAUCUGAGUCAUAGUUUAGCCACUGCUACUAAUAUUCUCGACAGCAAUGACAAGAUAAUAGCGACCCGAAUAUCAAAUUGCAACAAUCUACACCAUCUUGACCAAAUUUACGCCCAGGUAAUCCGAAAUCACUUCUUGGAGUUGUACCCUGUACAAUUCCACUGGAACAACAUUAUUAGAUCAUAUACUAGGCUCAACUCCCCUAGCAACGCUCUACAUGUAUACAUCACUAUGUCAAGAACUGGUGUUCGCCCAGAUACUUUCACGUUACCCAUUGUUUUAAAGGCGAUUUGUCAGGUUCUGAAUUAUGUUGUGGCAAGGCAGCUCCAUGGGAUUGCAAUAAAGCUCGGAUUAGAAACUAAUAUGUAUUGUGAGAGUGGGUUUAUUAGCUUGUACGCUAAAGCUGGUGAAUUUGAGAAUGCACGGAAGGUGUUUGAACAAAAUAGUGAAAGAAAGUUGGGGUCUUGGAAUGCUAUUAUAGCGGGGUUGUCACAAGGUGGGCGUGCUAAAGAAGCCAUAGAAAUGUUCUUGGAGUUGAGAGAGAGUGGGUUGCAGCCAGAUGAUGUGACUAUGGUUAGUGUGACAUCUGCUUGUGGUAGUCUUGGAGACUUGGAUUUGGCUUCUCAAUUGCAUAAAUGUGUCUUUCAAGCGAAAGAAAUGGAAAGGUCUGAUCUUUUGAUGAUGAAUUCUCUUAUUGAUAUGUACGGUAAAUGUGGGAAGAUGGAUCUUGCUUAUAGGGUGUUUUCAAGGAUGAACGAAAGAAAUGUAUCCUCGUGGACUUCUAUGAUUGUUGGAUAUGCAAUGCAUGGGUAUGUUAGAGAUGCGGUUGAAUGCUUCCAUUGCAUGAGAGAGGCAGGUGUUAGGCCUAACCAUGUGACAUUUAUUGGGGUGUUGAGCGCUUGUGUACAUGGUGGGAUGGUGAAAGAAGGAAAGUAUUAUUUCAACAUGAUGAAGAAUGAAUAUGGUAUUGCACCCAUGUUGCAGCAUUACGGGUGCAUGGUGGAUUUGCUUGGCAGGGCUGGGUUGUUCGAGGAGGCAAGGGGGACGAUUGAAGGGAUGUCGAUGAAACCGAAUGUUGUGAUCUGGGGGUGCCUAAUGGGGGCUUGUGAGAAGCAUGGGCAUGUGAAAAUGGGAGAAUGGGUGGCUAAGCACCUGCAACAGUUGGAACCGUGGAACGAUGGAGUGUAUGUGGUAUUGUCCAACAUUUAUGCCAGUAAUGACAUGUGGGAAGAGGUAAGGAGGAUUAGAGCAAUCAUGAAGGAGCGAAAACUUGCCAAGAUUCCUGCUUAUAGUUUGUCAACAAGUUCAUAGUGAGAGCUGAAGGUGGACCUGCGAAGGAUAAAUGAUCAGAAACAUUGCUCUCUCUAAUAGAAGUGAGUGCACAAGAUGGUUGUCAUAUGCUGCACCUCACAAAAGUGGUUCAUAUAGGAGCA